Molecule: messenger RNA, 366 nt
Organism: Diutina rugosa
Lineage: Eukaryota; Fungi; Ascomycota; Pichiomycetes; Serinales; Debaryomycetaceae
Gene: TOA2
Product: transcription initiation factor IIA subunit gamma
Exons: 1
Coding region: 1-366 (121 amino acids)
Biological process (GO): transcription initiation at RNA polymerase II promoter; RNA polymerase II preinitiation complex assembly
Cellular component (GO): transcription factor TFIIA complex
Molecular function (GO): TBP-class protein binding; RNA polymerase II general transcription initiation factor activity
Source: RefSeq, a predicted model, not a curated record
AUGUCGACAACAUCGUACUACGAGCUCUACCGGCGGCUGACGAUUGGCUCGACGUUGACCGACGCCCUCGACACCCUCAUCAGCGACGAGAAGAUCCAGCCCCAGUUGGCCAUCCGCAUUCUCCAGAACUUCGACCGCAUCAUCUCCGAGCAGUUGAAGCAGGACGCGGGGAUCGCCAAGCUGAGACUCACGUUCAAAGGGAACUUGGACACCUACCGGUUUUGCGACGACGUGUGGACGUUCAUCAUCAAGAAAGUGAUCAUCAAAAUGACGGACUCGCUGGGCGAAGGCUCGGGUGAUAACGAGAUCAUGGUGGACAAGUUCAAGAUCGUCGCCUGCAACUCGCGCAAGGCAAGCGACCAGUAG